Prunus armeniaca (apricot) is the source of this 237-nucleotide messenger RNA. NCBI's taxonomy places the organism in Eukaryota, Viridiplantae, Streptophyta, Magnoliopsida, Rosales, Rosaceae. The record is from the annotation of a GenBank genome assembly.
AUGGAGGAGGGCACAAACAUUAUGGAGCAUGCCAGUGCCUUUAACAGGUGUAUUGCGGACUUGCAAAGAGUGUAUGAGGUUUAUAAGUCAGAAGACAAGGCUGUGAUGUUGUUGACAUCCUUGCCUCCAUUUUAUAAGCUCUUCCGCAUGACGCAUAUGUUCAGCAACAGAACUUUCAAUUAUGAAGUGGUCAUGCAAGACAUACUGAUACGUGACAGGAUGCUUCAACAUUCCUGA